Molecule: messenger RNA, 936 nt
Organism: Iphiclides podalirius (scarce swallowtail)
Lineage: Eukaryota; Metazoa; Arthropoda; Insecta; Lepidoptera; Papilionidae
Source: the annotation of a GenBank genome assembly
AUGAAGACGAUCGUCGGUCUUUGCUUAGUGGUGGCAUCAGCCGCUGCGGUGCAGGUGGGCUACCCAGAAGCCACCAGCUACGUGUACCGGAGUGACAACGGCGCCCCCGGUAGCCUCAUCCAACUGGGCUACAAGCAGCCAGAGCUCUACGCGCCUCUACCCUUAACGCGUCCAGUGAAGGCCUUCGAGGCUUACGACCUCGCGCCGGCGCCUCUGCCGUACAUCGCGGCCAAGCCCAUCGCUAUUGAAGACGCUCAGGAGGACGCCGAGGAACACGAAGGGCUGGUAGGUCUUAAUCACGGCUACGAAAAAGGAGCCGGCAGCGACUACGGCGAGGAGCAUCACGCGGAACACGGCGAGAAGGGCAGCAAGGGCUACGAAACGAAGGGCCACCACGCCAAAGGGGAGAGCGGACAGUACGGGAAGGGGCACAGCGAAGGCUUCUACGACAAAGGCCAGGGCGAGAAGUCGGCCCACCACGACGAGGCGGACGCCCACGGCGCUCAGCACGAAUCCAAAAAGUCGUACAAAGGGGGCGAUCACGGCCACAAGAAGCACUUCAGCAAAGGCGAGGACGUGACCGGCUACCACAAGGUGUUCCACAAGGACGAGUUCAAGAAGGACCACGACUUCUACGACGUGGCGGACGACAGCGGCCACUACAACAAGCACGGCUACGGGAAAACCCACCACCAGUCCGAGGAGGGGGCCCACAAAAAGGGGGAGAGCGGUGCGGCCGGCUACGAGAAGGACGGCUUCGGCAAGGCCGGUUUCUACGACAAGGGCCACGUAGACGACAACCACGAGGGCCACUCCGCCGAGGAAGGUCAGGACAGCCAUUAUAGCCACCACGACGACUACGCGAAAAAGGGCGGCAGUGAACACGAGAAGGAGUCGGAAUACGAAGACGAAGACAGCGACGAAGACAAAGAGUAU